GCCGGGACCAUGUUCCCCUUUCGAUUCAUCACCCCAACACACGUCAUACCUUCAUCAGACGUGGUUGUCCAGACGAACUCUUGCGCAAUAUAGAACGGCAGAAGUUCAGUAGAAAAACGCGGCCAUGUGAUUCCCGAUAAAGCAUGCGUAAGGAACAGACCCAACAGUAUAGCCCAAAAAAUCUGGCGGCGCGGCAAAGCGUACCGACAGCGACGUCUUGCUGGGACGUUCAGAACAUUUUCAUUUUUUUCCUGGGAACACACAACUUGAAGGACACGCUGGUAAUACACUUAAAUAUUCCUAACGGAAAUACAAGCGGGAAUAAUUAUUCAAAGACGGGCUGGGCAAUCCGAAAUACAACCUGAUUGGGAUACAAAAGAAGACGGGCUACAUCAUAAUAAAAACUGAAUGAAUGGAUGAAGGAAAGGGGAAAGGAAACCGAACACUAAUAGCCGCAGUGUGUUCGUUUCAUCAACUGGAAAACAUUCCGGAAAAAGCCGAAUGAAGUGCUUUAGCCACGAAAAAGCGUUUUGUUUUAAAUGCGCGGCCGGGUUUCUGCGUAGGUUUUUUUUUUUUGUUUCUCUAUUCAAGGUGACACGGCGCUCACCUCGAAAUCGGAAAACCGUGUUGGGUUUUUUUGUUGUUGUUGAUGAUACUGAACCGACUCCUUCGUGAGCGACUACGAAUGAAGUGCCGUGUCUGAAGCUGAAAGGUGACAUAUCUGUACAAAAUGAUUGCACACCUUUCAAGAUAGCAUAGUCGACGGACAUAUUUUGACUGGAUCCCCGACCAAGUCUUUUAUUUAUUAUUUAUUUUUCAAUUUUCAUUAGUAUGCAAACUAUGCCCGUUCACUGGAUUUUACGAAGAACUAUUAUUUCCCAUCGCAAACGCUUCAAAUGACAUUCGUGGACUUGCUGACUGAAGACAAUUGAAAUGCUCAUUUUUGCAGAUCUCCAAGUUGGGAUACAUUUAGGAAUAUAACCCACUCUACCGUUUCAGAGACAGAAGCGCAAGGAUGUCUGGAGGUCUGUCGUCAGCACAAGCGCUCUACAUCGGUAUGGAGGUGGUGAUCGCCGUCUCCUCUGUGAUAGGAAACGUGAUGGUUGUCUGGGCUGUUAAAAUCAAUCGCUCGUUGAGAGACACAACUUUUUGUUUUAUCGUUUCGUUGGCCUUGGCUGACAUUGCAGUUGGGGCUCUCGUCAUUCCCUUGGCCAUAACUAUCAGCAUUGGACUGAAGACUCACUUUUAUAGUUGUUUACUCGUGGCUUGUACGGUCCUGGUACUGACGCAAAGUUCCAUCUUGGCUCUCCUGGCUAUUGCAAUUGAUCGGUACCUAAGGGUCAAGAUCCCCGUGAGCUAUAAGCGGGUGGUGACCCAGCGGCGUGCCGGGGCGGCGGUGGUCCUGUGCUGGGCCGUCUCCUUCGUGGUGGGCCUGACGCCCAUGCUGGGCUGGAACAACCUGCAGAGCCUGUGGCAGAACCGCUCACAGGACGGCGACCUGGUCAUCACCUGCCGCUUCGAGAACGUCAUCAGCAUGGACUACAUGGUCUACUUCAACUUCUUCGGCUGGGUGCUGCCGCCGCUCGUCCUCAUGGUCCUCAUCUACGCCGAGAUCUUCUACAUGAUCCACCGGCAGCUCAACAAGAAGGUGUCGGCCAGCCACACGGACCCCAGACGCUACUACGGCAAGGAGCUGAAGCUGGCCAAGUCACUGGCGCUGGUGCUCUUCCUCUUCGCCCUCAGCUGGCUUCCUCUACACAUCCUCAACUGCAUCACGCUCUUCUGCCCCGACUGCCGCAAUCCCAUGAUCCUCCUCUACGUGGCCAUCCUGCUCACGCACGGCAACUCCGCCGUCAACCCCGUCGUCUACGCCUUCCGCAUCAAGAAGUUCCGCACGGCCUUCCUGCGCAUCUGGAAGCAGUACGUGUGCUGCCGGGACACGCCCCACAGCAGGCCCCGCCCCAGCGAGCGGCUGGACAGCCUCAUCCGCCGGCACCAGCAGCAGCACGACGACGACAUCUGAGGCUGGAGGACGGACCUGGGGGGGGACCUGGGGGCGGACGCUAGGGUCCCCCCCCCCUUCUUCUGUCCCCCCAAUGACACGUUUCCAUGAUAAAACGGAGCCACCUCGAAUGUAGACCGUGACAUUGUGGUUAUUGCGGCUCUCGCUACUCUCAUUUCAUUGGCUAUGAAUUCAUGAUGUCAUGCGUGUACAUGGGAAGGACAUAUUUAAAGAGAAACUGUGUGUGUGUGUGUGUGUGUGUGUGAGAGAGUGUAUGUGUGUGUGGUCUACCUCACUUAUACAAAAAUAAAAGUAUUACAUGUAAGCUUUGACAAAAUUAGGGCUUAAAAAUGUAGGCUAAAUGUUUAGCAAUGUAGCAAUACGUCAUUUUGUGACGCCUCACUAGUCAAGUAGUGCAGUCCGUUUGUAGUGACAAGGCGAAUUCUGUUUCCUCUAUUUCCUGUGAACUCUUAAUGUGAAGUCCAAGGCCUUAAUUUUCAGCUUCAGAGUGAGAGCUGCUGGGAAAAAGCCGAUGAAGAACUGGGAGUGUGGAUUCACUGCUUAUCUUGCGUAUCUACCGACCCCC
Messenger RNA from Anguilla rostrata (American eel), 2588 nucleotides. Its product is annotated as adenosine receptor A1-like. The transcript is spliced from 2 exons. Gene Ontology annotation, molecular function: G protein-coupled adenosine receptor activity. Lineage: Eukaryota; Metazoa; Chordata; Actinopteri; Anguilliformes; Anguillidae. Gene Ontology annotation, cellular component: synapse; dendrite; plasma membrane. The record is from RefSeq and is a predicted model, not a curated record. Gene Ontology annotation, biological process: G protein-coupled adenosine receptor signaling pathway. Bases 1016 to 2023 code for a protein of 335 amino acids.